Molecule: messenger RNA, 11220 nt
Organism: Lipotes vexillifer (Yangtze River dolphin)
Lineage: Eukaryota; Metazoa; Chordata; Mammalia; Artiodactyla; Lipotidae
Gene: DYNC2H1
Product: dynein cytoplasmic 2 heavy chain 1
Exons: 78
Biological process (GO): microtubule-based movement
Cellular component (GO): axonemal dynein complex
Molecular function (GO): ATP hydrolysis activity; dynein intermediate chain binding; dynein light intermediate chain binding
Source: RefSeq, a predicted model, not a curated record
GCAGAUGAUACUAUCAAGAUUGCAGAAGCUCUUUUAUCUGACUUGUCAGGAUUUCAAUCUUUCCAUCGAAGUGCUGAAGAUCUCUUAGACCAGUUUAAACUAUAUGAACAAGAACAAUUUGAUGAUUGGUCCAGGGAUAUUCAGUCUGGCUUGUCUGAUUCCAAAUCCAGUUUGUGUAUUGAGGCUAAUAGUCACAUUAUGGAGUUGGAUCCUAAUGAUGGAUCAUUAAAAGUGCAUUAUUCAGAUCGGUUGGUGAUUCUUCAGAGAGAAGUUCGUCAGCUUUCUGCACUUGGCUUUGUUAUUCCUGCAAAAAUACAGCAAGUUGCAAACAUUGCACAGAAAUUCUGCAAGCAAGCUAUUAUUCUGAAACAAGUGGCACAUUUUUAUAAUUCUAUCGAUCAACAAAUGAUUCAAAGUCAGAGACCAAUGAUGUUACAAUCUGCCUUAGCGUUUGAACAGAUAAUUAAGAAUUCAAAAGCAGGAAGUGGGGGAAAGUCACAAAUUACUUGGAAUAAUCCUAAAGAAUUAGAAGGCUACAUCCAAAAACUCCAAAAUGCUGCUGAACGACUUGCCACUGAAAAUAGAAGACUGAGAAAAUGGCACAUUACAUUUUGUGAAAAGGUGGUAGUUCUUAUGAACAUUGAUUUGCUUCGGCAGCAACAGCGGUGGAAAGAUGGAUUACAAGAAUUAAGAACUGGCUUAGCAAGUGUAGAAGCACAGGGAUUCCAAGCAAGUGACAUGCAUGCGUGGAAACAGCACUGGAAUCAUCAACUGUACAAAGCUCUGGAACAUCAGUAUCAGAUGGGCUUAGAAGCACUUAAUGAGAAUCUGCCAGAAAUAAAUAUAGACUUAACAUACAAACAAGGACGAUUACAAUUCAAGCCUCCUUAUGAAGAAAUUCGGGCUAAAUAUUAUAGAGAAAUGAAGAGAUUCAUCAGCAUUCCUAAUCAGUUUAAGGGAGUGGGUGAGGCAGGAGAUGAAUCUAUUUUUUCUAUCAUGAUUGAUAGAAAUGCAAGUGGAUUUCUGACUAUUUUCAGCAAAGCAGAAGAUCUAUUUAGAAGAUUGUCAGCUGUUUUACAUCAACAUAAGGAAUGGAUUGUAAUUGGGCAAGUUGAUAUGGAAGCUCUAGUGGAAAAGCAUCUUUCUACAGUACAUGAUUGGGAGAAAAAUUUUAAAGCACUGAAAAUAAAAGGGAAAGAAGUAGAACGACUUCCGAGUACUGUCAAGGUAGAUUGUUUAAAUAUUAAUUGUAACCCUGUGAAGACUGUGAUUGAUGAUCUCAUCCAGAAGUUAUUUGACGUGCUUGUUCUUUCUUUGAAGAAGUCCAUUCAGGCUCAUUUACAUGAAAUUGAUACAUUCGUUACUGAAGCUAUGGCAGUCUUAGCAAUUAUGCCGCAGUCUGUGGAAGAGAUAGGUAAUGCAAAUUUACAAUAUAGUAAGCUACAAGAACGGAAGCCAGAGAUUUUGCCCUUAUUUCAAGAAGUUGAAGAUAAAAACAGACUUUUACGGACUGUGGCAGGUGGAGGUUUAGAAACAAUUAGUAAUCUGAAAGCUAAGUGGGAUAAAUUUGGGUUGAUGAUGGAAAGUCACCAACUUAUGAUUAAAGAUCAGAUUGAAGUGAUGAAAGGAAAUGUGAAAUCACGUCUUCAGAUCUAUUACCAAGAACUGGAAAAAUUUAAAGCUCGUUGGGACCAACUAAAGCCUGGUGAUGAUGUUAUUGAAACUGGCCAGCAAAAUACUCUUGAUAAAAGUGCCAAGUCAAUAAAAGAGAAAAAAAUUGAGUUUGAUGAUCUUGAAGUCAUAAGAAAAAAGCUGGUUGAUGAUUGCCAUCAUUUUGGCCUAGAAGAGCCCAACUUCUCCUUGGCAUGUAACAUCUCUAAGGACAUUGAGAGCUGUGCACAAAUUUGGGCCCUUUAUGAAGAGUUUCAGCAAGGAUUUCAAGAAAUGGCCAAUGAAGAUUGGAUUACUUUUAGGACUAAGACAUAUCUGUUUGAGGAAUUUUUGAUGAAUUGGCAUGACAGAUUAAGAAAGGUUGAAGAACAUUCAGUGAUGACGGUGAAAUUACAAUCAGAGGUUGACAAAUAUAAAAUCGCAGUCCCUAUCUUGAAAUAUGUGAGAGGGGAGCAUCUUUCUCCAGAUCACUGGCUUGAUCUUUUUCGUCUACUUGGCCUUCCUCGGGGGACUAGUCUAGAUAAAUUACUGUUUGGUGAUCUGCUUAGAGUAGCUGCUACAAUUGUUGCCAAAGCUUCAGACCUUAAAGAUUUAAAUAGUCGUGCACAAGGUGAAGUUACAAUCAGAGAAGCUUUACGAGAACUUGAUCUUUGGGGAGUUGGAGCAGUAUUUACAUUGGUUGAUUAUGAAGACAGCCAAAGUCGAACUAUCAAGCUGAUUAAAGACUGGAAGGAUAUAGUAAAUCAAGUUGGAGAUAAUAGGUGCCUUCUUCAGUCCUUAAAGGAUUCUCCUUAUUAUAAAGGAUUUGAAGAUAAAGUGUCAAUUUGGGAAAGAAAACUUGCAGAGUUAGAUGAGUACCUACAGAAUUUAAACCACAUUCAGAGAAAGUGGGUAUAUUUGGAACCCAUUUUUGGCCGUGGAGCAUUGCCAAAAGAACAGAUGCGCUUCCACAGAGUUGAUGAAGAUUUUAGAUCAAUAAUGACUGACAUCAAGAAAGAUAAUAGAGUCACAACGUUAACUACUCAUGCAGGAAUCAGAAAUUCUCUACUAACGAUACUUGAUCAGCUUCAAAGAUGUCAGAAAUCAUUAAAUGAAUUCUUGGAGGAAAAACGCUCAGCAUUCCCAAGAUUUUACUUUAUUGGUGAUGAUGACUUAUUAGAAAUACUGGGCCAGUCUACUAACUCAUCAGUGAUUCAGUCUCACCUUAAGAAACUGUUUGCUGGCAUUAACAGUGUGUGCUUUGAUGAGGAAUCAAAACAUAUAACUGCAAUGAAAUCUUUAGAGGGAGAAGUUGUACCUUUUAAAAACAAAGUUCUUCUGUCAAAUAAUGUAGAGACUUGGUUAAAUGAUUUAGCCUUGGAAAUGAAGCAAACUUUGAAAGAGUUGUUGACGGAAUGCGUUACUGCUGGACAAAGUUCUCAAGGUGCAAUUGACCCAUACUUUUUCCCUUCACAGAUAUUAUGCUUGGCAGAGCAGAUUAAAUUCACUGAAGAUGUAGAAAAUGCCAUCAAAGAUCAUAGUCUUCAUCAGAUUGAAGCACAACUGGUGAAUAAGUUAGAGCACUAUACUAACAUUGAUACAAGUUCUGCGGAUCCAGGGAAUACUGAAUUUGGCAUUCUGGAGCUUAAACUUAAAGCACUUAUUCUUGAUAUUAUUCAUAAUAUUGAUGUGGUGAAGCAGUUAAACCAAGUUCAAGUUCAUACAACUGAAGACUGGGCUUGGAAAAAACAAGUUAGAUUCUAUAUGAAAAGCGAUCACACAUGUUACGUUCAAAUGGUGGAUUCUGAACUUCAGUAUACUUAUGAGUACCAGGGUAAUGCUCCCAAGCUGGUUUACACUCCACUGACAGACAAGUGCUACUUAACUCUCACUCAAGCCAUGAAGAUGGGACUUGGAGGAAAUCCUUACGGACCAGCUGGAACUGGAAAAACUGAAUCAGUAAAGGCUUUAGGUGGACUUCUUGGAAGACAAGUUUUAGUUUUUAAUUGUGAUGAGGGCAUCGAUGUGAAGUCAAUGGGACGAAUAUUUGUUGGUUUGGUGAAGUGUGGGGCCUGGGGUUGUUUUGAUGAAUUCAAUAGACUAGAAGAAUCUGUACUGUCAGCAGUUUCUAUGCAAAUCCAGACAAUUCAAGAUGCUUUGAAGAAUCAUAGAACUGUAUGUGAACUGCUUGGCAAGGAGGUAGAAAUAAAUUCUAAUUCUGGAAUUUUUAUCACUAUGAAUCCUGCUGGAAAAGGUUAUGGAGGAAGACAAAAACUGCCUGAUAAUCUUAAACAGCUUUUCAGGCCAGUAGCCAUGUCUCGUCCAGACAAUGAGCUUAUUGCAGAAGUUAUUCUCUAUUCAGAAGGCUUUAAAGAUGCUAAGGUGUUGGGCAGAAAAUUGGUAGCUAUCUUCAAUCUAUCCAGAGAACUUUUGACACCUCAGCAACAUUAUGACUGGGGUUUGAGAGCUUUGAAGACAGUUCUGAGAGGAAGUGGAAAUCUUCUUAGACAGCUGAAGAAAACUAGUGUUAAACAAAAAGUUAAUGAAAGUCAUAUUGUGGUACAAGCACUGAGGCUUAAUACAAUGUCAAAGUUUACAUUUGCUGAUUGCACUCGGUUUGAUGCACUGAUUAAAGAUGUGUUUCCUGGAAUUGACUUUAAAGAAGUAGAAUAUGAUGAACUGAAUGCUGCAUUGAAGCAAGUCUUUGAGGAGGCCAACUAUGAAAUCAUAUCCAAUCAGAUCAAGAAGGCUUUAGAAUUGUAUGAACAGUUACGCCAGAGGAUGGGAGUUGUUAUUGUUGGCCCAAGUGGUGCUGGAAAAUCAACUCUUUGGAGAAUGUUAAGGGCAGCACUUUGUAAAAUUGGCAAAGUGGUAAAACAAUAUACCAUGAAUCCCAAAGCUAUGCCUAGACAUCAGUUAUUAGGCCAUAUUGACAUGGAUACAAGGGAAUGGUCUGAUGGUGUUUUGACAAAUAGUGCUCGCCAAGUAGUUCGAGAACCUCAAGAUGUCAGCUCAUGGAUAAUCUGUGAUGGUGAUAUUGACCCUGAAUGGAUAGAAUCUCUGAAUUCUGUUCUGGAUGAUAACCGACUACUCACUAUGCCCAGUGGAGAAAGGAUUCAGUUUGGCCCAAAUGUUAACUUUGUAUUUGAAACUCAUGAUUUAAGUUGUGCCUCACCAGCCACAAUAUCUAGAAUGGGAAUGAUCUUUCUUAGUGAUGAAGAGACGGAUCUUAAUUCUCUGAUUAAAUCUUGGUUGAGGAACCAGCCUCCUAAAUAUAGAAAUAAUCUUGAAAAAUGGAUUGGGGAUUAUUUUGAAAAGGCUUUACAGUGGGUUCUAAAACAGAAUGACUAUGUGGUAGAAACAAGUUUGGUUGGGACUGUGAUGAAUGGUUUAUCACAUCUACAUGGAUGCAGAGAUCAUGAUCAAUUUAUUAUUAAUCUCAUAAGGGGGCUGGGUGGAAAUCUGAACAUGAAGUCACGUCGGGAAUUCACCAAAGAGGUUUUUAAUUGGGCACGAGAAUCUCCUCCGGACCCUCACAAACCAAUGGACACCUACUAUGACUCGAGUAGAGGACGAUUAGCAUCUUAUGUGCUGAAGAAGCCAGAAAACUUGACUGCUGAUGAUUUCAGUAAUAGCCAAACCCUUCCAGUCAUUCAGACUCCUGACAUGCAACGAGGUCUAGAUUAUUUCAAACCUUGGUUAAGUUCUGAUACUAAACAGCCAUUUAUUCUUGUCGGACCAGAAGGAUGUGGCAAAGGGAUGCUGCUCAGGUAUGCCUUUUCCCAACUCCGGUCCACUCAAAUUGCUACAGUUCACUGUAGUGCACAAACAACUUCUCGGCAUCUCCUGCAGAAACUGAGCCAGACUUGCAUGGUAAUCAGUACUAAUACUGGUCGAGUGUAUAGACCAAAAGACUGUGAGAGACUUGUUCUGUACUUAAAAGAUAUCAACCUACCCAAGCUUGAUAAAUGGGGGACCAGUACUUUGGUAGCUUUCCUGCAGCAGGUAUUGACAUAUCAAGGAUUUUAUGAUGAAAAUUUGGAAUGGGUUGGUUUAGAAAAUAUUCAAAUUGUUGCUUCUGUGUCAGCUGGAGGAAGACUGGGAAGACAUAAGCUUACUACCAGAUUUACUUCUAUUGUUCGUCUUUGUGCUGUAGAUUACCCAGAAAGAGAGCAAUUACAGACAAUUUAUGGAGCAUAUCUGAAACCAGUUCUACAUAAAAAUCUGAAGAAUCAUACUAUUUGGGGUUCUUCAUCAAAAAUUUAUCUCUUAGCAGGAUCUAUGGUACAAGUGUAUGAACAGGUGCGGGCCAAAUUUACAGUUGAUGAUUAUAGCCACUAUUUCUUUACUCCUUGCAUCCUUACCCAGUGGGUUCUUGGCUUAUUCAGAUAUGAUUUAGAAGGAGGAUCCUCAAACCAUCCUCUAGCUUACGUAUUAGAAAUUGUAGCAUACGAAGCGCGGCGCUUAUUUCGUGACAAAAUUGUUGGUGCAAAGGAACUUCAUUUAUUUGACAGUAUUUUAACAUCAGUGUUUCAAGGAGACUGGGGCUCAGAUGUACUAGACAAUAUGGCAGAUAAUUUCUAUGUUACAUGGGGAGCUCGACAUAAUUCAGGAAUAAGGUCAGCCCCAGGACAACCUUUGCCUCCACAUGGAAAACCACUUGGAAAACUAAAUUCUGCAGAUCUUAAGGAUGUUAUUAAAAAGGGUCUUAUUCAUUAUGGACGAGAUAACCAGAAUUUAGAUAUUUUACUUUUCCAAGAAGUCCUGGAAUAUAUGUCUAGGAUAGACAGAGUGCUGAGUUUUCCUGGAGGUUCACUUCUGUUAGCAGGAUGCAGUGGUGUAGGUCGUCGGACCAUCACUUCUUUAGUCAGUCAUAUGCAUGGAGCAGUGCUGUUUUCACCAAAGAUUUCCAGGGGAUAUGAACUGAAGCAGUUCAAAAAUGAUCUCAAACAUGUGCUACAUCUUGCAGGUAUUGAAGCACAACAAGUAGUUUUACUUCUUGAGGAUUAUCAGUUUGUACAUCCUACAUUUUUGGAGAUGAUCAAUAGCCUUUUGUCUUCAGGUGAAGUUCCUGGACUCUACACUCUUGAAGAAUUAGAGCCCUUGCUAUUGCCUCUUAAAGAUCAGGCUUCACAGGAUGGAUUUUUUGGACCAGUCUUCAAUUACUUCACAUAUAGAAUUCAACAAAACUUGCAUAUUGUCUUGAUAAUGGAUUCUGCAAAUUUAAACUUCAUAAUAAACUGUGAGAGUAAUCCUGCUUUGCAUAAGAAAUGCCAGGUGUUGUGGAUGGAGGGUUGGUCAGAUAGCAGUAUGAAGAAAAUACCUGAAAUGUUAUUCAGUGAAACAGGUGGUGAAGAAAAAUAUAGUGACAAAAAAAGAAAAGAAGAAAAGAAAAAAAAUUCAGUUGAUCCUGAUUUUCUAAAAUCAUUUUUAUUAAUCCACAAGUCUUGUAAAGCAUAUGGUGCUACACCAAGCCGAUAUAUGACCUUUUUACGUGUGUAUUCUGCCAUUAGUAGCAGCAAGAGAAAGGAAUUAUUAAAAAGACAAAGUCAUUUGCAGGCUGGUGUAUCUAAACUAAAUGAAGCUAAAGCUCUCGUGGAUGAACUGAACAGAAAAGCUGGAGAACAAAGUGUAUUACUUAAAACUAAGCAAGAUGAAGCAGAUUCUGCUCUUCAAGAGAUCACAGUAUCAAUGCAGGAUGCUAGUGAACAAAAGACAGAACUUGAAAGACUAAAGCACAGAAUAGCAGAAGAAGUCAUUAAAAUUGAAGAAAGGAAAAACAAAAUUGAUGAUGAAUUAAAAGAAGUACAGCCUCUAGUCAAUGAAGCUAAACUAGCAGUUGGAAACAUUAAGCCAGAAUCUCUUUCAGAAAUUCGUUCACUGCGUAUGCCACCUGAUGUAAUCAGGGACAUUCUUGAAGGAGUUUUAAGAAUAAUGGGUAUCUUUGAUACAUCUUGGGUGAGCAUGAAAAGUUUCCUUGCAAAGAGAGGUGUGAGAGAAGACAUAGCAACCUUUGAUGCACGAAAUAUUCCAAAGGAAAUAAGAGAGAGUGUUGAAGAACUUCUUUUUAAAAAUAAAGGAUCUUUUGAUCCAAAGAAUGCUAAGCGUGCCAGUACCGCAGCUGCUCCUUUAGCUGCCUGGGUUAAAGCCAAUGUCCAGUACUCCCAUGUCUUGGAGCGAAUUCAGCCUUUGAAAACUGAACAGGCAGGAUUAGAAUCAAAUUUGCAGAAAACUGAAGACAGAAAAAGGAAACUAGAGGAGCUUCUUAAUUCUGUUGGUCAAAAAGUGUCAGAACUCAAAGAAAAAUUUCAGAGCAGGACUUCAGAAGCUGCCAAACUUGAAGCUGAAGUAAGAAAAGCACAAGAAACAAUUAAAGCUGCAGAAGUCUUGAUUAAUCAGCUUGACAGAGAACACAAGAGAUGGAAUGCACAGGUUACAGAGAUAACAGAGGAAUUAGCUACUCUUCCUAAAAGAGCUCAGCUAGCUGCUGCAUUUAUUACAUAUCUUUCUGCUGCUCCUGAGGGUCUGAGAAAAACCUGUUUGGUAGAAUGGACCAAGUCAGCUGGUCUUGAAAAAUUUGAUUUGAGGAGAUUUCUUUGUACUGAAAGUGAACAGUUAAUUUGGAAAAGUGAAGGCCUACCAUCAGAUGACCUUUCCAUAGAAAAUGCUCUUAUUAUCUUACAGAUCAUUGGUUUGAAAUCAUGGAGUCGAGUUUGCCCAUUUCUGGUAGACCCUUCUUCCCAAGCUACAGAAUGGUUAAAGACACAUUUGAAAGACUCACGUUUGGAAGUUAUUAACCAGCAGUCUUUAAUGGAUGCCUUUGUGUGGUACAGUCUGCUUGUGCCCAGUGGCUUUUGUGGGAGAGCUGAAUCUGAUGUGAACACAGAACAUGUCUUUCCUCAGGUUUGCUGGCAUCUAUCACCUUGGGAGGAGGCUGGAGAUGGAGUUGUUAGAUCAGAGCCAGGACCACGUUAUGUGGUACAAAUAGGUGACAAAAUUAUCGACUACAAUGAAGAAUUUCGCCUUUUCUUGUCAACAAGAAACCCAAAUCCCUUUAUUCCACCGGAUGCAGCUUCCAUCGUUACUGAGGUUAACUUUACUACAACAAGAAGUGGAUUACGAGGACAGCUGUUGGCAUUAACUAUUCAGCAUGAGAAACCUGAUUUAGAGGACCAGAAAACAAAACUAUUACAACAGGAAGAAGAUAAGAAAAUACAGUUAGCUAAGCUUGAAGAAUCUCUUCUAGAGACACUUGCCACAUCUCAAGGCAAUAUUUUGGAAAAUAAGGAUUUGAUUGAAUCUUUGAAUCAGACAAAAGCAAGCAGUGCACUUAUUCAGGAGUCACUUAAAGAAUCUUACAAACUCCAAAUUUCUCUUGAUCAAGAGCGGGAUGCCUAUCUCCCUCUGGCUGAGAGUGCCAGCAAGAUGUACUUCAUUAUCUCUGACUUGUCAAAAAUUAAUAACAUGUACCGUUUUAGUUUGGCUGCAUUUCUCCGACUUUUCCAGCGAGCUCUGCAAAACAAACAGGAUUCUGAAAAUACAGAACAGAGGAUUCAGUCUCUCAUCAACUCAUUAAAACAUAUGGUAUAUGAAUAUAUAUGCCGUUGCCUAUUUAAGGCUGAUCAGUUGAUGUUCGCUUUGCAUUUCGUUCGAGGCAUGCAUCCUGAACUUUUUCAAGAAAAUGAAUGGGAUACGUUUACAGGUGUGGUUGUUGGAGACAUGUUGCGGAAAGCUGACUCUCAACAAAGAAUACGUGAUCAACUUCCAUCUUGGAUAGAUCAGGAAAGAAGCUGGGCAGUGGCAACAUUAAAGAUUGCUCUCCCCAGUCUUUAUCAGACCCUCUGUUUCGAAGAUGUAGCUUUGUGGCAUACUUAUUAUCAUAAUUCAAUGUGUGAGCAAGAGUUUCCAUCUAUUCUUGCAAAGAAAGUUUCCUUAUUUCAGCAGGUUCUUGUGGUACAGGCUCUCAGACCAGACAGAUUGCAAAGUGCCAUGACUCUAUUUGCAUGUAAAACUCUGGGACUGAAAGAGUUGUCACCACCUCCUCUAAAUCUCAAACGUUUAUACAAAGAGACACUAGAAAUUGAACCCAUAUUGAUAAUCAUUUCCCCGGGUGCUGAUCCUUCUCAGGAACUCCAAGAACUUGCUAAUGCUGAGAGAAGUGGAGAGUGUUAUCAUCAGGUUGCCAUGGGUCAAGGCCAAGCUGAUUUAGCCGUUCAAAUGCUAAAAGAAUGUGCUCGAAAUGGAGACUGGCUCUGUUUGAAGAACUUACAUCUUGUGGUAUCUUGGCUGCCAGUUCUGGAAAAGGAAUUGAAUACUCUUCAACCUAAAGAUACCUUUCGUCUUUGGCUCACUGCAGAAGUUCAUCCCAACUUUACUCCAAUUUUAUUACAGUCAAGUCUGAAGAUAACAUAUGAGUCACCUCCAGGUUUGAAGAAAAAUUUAAUGCGUACUUAUGAAUCUUGGACUUCUGAGCAAAUUAGCAAAAAAGAUAAUAUACAUCGAGCUCAUGCUCUCUUCAGUUUUGCUUGGUUUCAUGCUGCAUGCCAAGAAAGAAGAAAUUACAUUCCACAGGGUUGGACCAAGUUUUAUGAGUUUUCUUUAUCAGAUCUUCGGGCUGGUUACAGCAUUAUUGACAGACUCUUUGAUGGUACCAAAGAUGUACAAUGGGAAUUUGUACAUGGUUUGCUAGAAAAUGCUAUUUAUGGAGGACGUAUAGAUAACUAUUUUGACCUUAGAGUUCUUCAGUCAUACCUGAAACAGUUUUUUAAUUCUUCAAUAAUUGAUGUAUUAAACCAAAGGAACAAGAAAAGCAUUUUUCCAUACUCCAUAUAUCUACCAAAAUCCUGCAGCAUUUUGGACUAUCGUGCCGUCAUUGAAAAACUUCCAGAGGAUGACAAACCUAGUUUCUUUGGUCUACCUGCCAAUAUUGCUCGUUCAUCUCAGCGUAUGAUCAGUUCUCAGGUUAUUUCACAGUUGAGGAUCUUGGGCAGAUCAGUAACAGCUGGUAGCAAAUUUGAUAGAGAAAUCUGGUCUAAUGAACUUUCUCCUGUCCUCAAUCUCUGGAAGAAAUUAAACCAGAAUUCAAACCUGAUUCAUCAGAAAGUGUUGCCUCCUAAUGAUCGACAAGGAUCUCCAAUAUUAUCAUUCAUUGUUCUUGAACAAUUUAAUGCCAUUCGCUUAGUACAAAGUGUUCAUCAGUCUCUUGCUGCUCUCAGCAAAGUCAUCAGAGGAGCCACCUUAUUGAGUUCAGAAGUACAGAAAUUGGCAAGUGCUUUAUUAAACCAAAAGUGUCCUCUCACAUGGCAAAGCAAGUGGGAAGGUCCAGAAGACCCUUUACAAUACCUUAGAAGUCUUGUAGCUCGUGCCCUUGCAAUACAGAACUGGGUAGAGAGAGCUGAAAAACAGACUCUUCUCUCUGAUACACUUGACCUAUCAGAACUCUUCCACCCAGACACAUUUCUCAAUGCGCUUCGCCAGGAAACUGCAAGGGCUGUGGUCUGCUCUGUGGAUAGCCUUAAAUUUGUGGCCUCAUGGAAAGGUCGACUGCAAGAAGCAAAGCUGCAAAUUAAG